CUGUUGCUACAUACUAGUAUCGCGAUGUAUCUCUAAGAGAGAUAGCGUGCCUAUAAAAAAACUUAUAUUUUAUAGUGUGUGUUUUGUUUUGUGGAUUUUUUUAAUUCAAAUAUGCAGAUGACAAAGUUACGCGGUGUUGUGAAUUUGGUAGCGGUGAAUAAAACCUUUCUAAGAUGCUCUACCUCUAUGACCAAAGAAAACACCGAAGCAGUCCAGAAUGUAAAAUCAUUUGAAGAAAUCCCUGGUCCUCCGUCGCUUCCUUUUCUGGGCUCCAUACUCAGUUUUCUACCUGGAGGCAAACUAUCAGGACUCAAAGGCAUCCAGCUAAAUGACAAGAUGUACCAACUAUACGGACCUAUAGUGAAGGCGGGAGUGUUUAUGGGAUCACCUCCUAUGAUCAUGCUGUUCGAUGCUGAUGCCACUGAACAAAUCCUCCGCUCAGAAAACACAAUGCCAAUAAGACUUGGUUUCGCUUCUCUGGAAUACUAUCGCAAGAAUCACAACAAGACGUAUGAUCCUAAACGACAGACUGGGCUGAUAACUGAUCACGGUGAAAGUUGGAAAGAUUUUCGAUCAAAAGUGAACCCCAUAAUGAUGCAGCCAAAGACCAUUAAACUGUAUAAGGAUGUUCUGGACGAAGUUGCCAAUGAUAUGGUUGCAAAAUUGCGGACAGACAGAGAUGAAAACAACAUGAUAACAAAGAACAUUGACUUUGAGAUGAACCUGUGGGCACUGGAAUCUAUCGGAGUCGUCGCACUAGGUUCCAGACUAAAUUGCUUUAACCCGAAACUACCAGCUGAUUCCCCAGUGAGAAAACUAAUCAAAAAUGUACAUGCUGUCUUCCAAGUCAUGAGUGAGCUUGACUUUGCACCAAGCCCUUGGAGAUACUUUGCAACACCAGCGUUUAACAAUGCAAUGAAAGUUUAUGAAGAACAAGAAACUUUAUCAAAAUUCUUCAUCGAUCAAGCAAUGAAAAAUAUGGAAAAAUCAGAAAAGAAGAAUGUCCCUUCCAACUCAGAAAAGCCAGUUUUGGAGAAGCUCCUUGAGAUCGAUGUGCGAAUAGCGCAUAUCAUGGCAUCUGAUAUGCUGAUGGCUGGAGUUGAUACGGCCGCAAACACAGUAUUAGCUACAUUUUACCUUCUCGCUAAGAACCCUGAAAAACAAAAGAAGCUCAGAGAAGAAGUAUUAGCCAAGGAUGGUCGGAAUGCUUACUUAAGGGCUUGCAUCAAGGAAUCUAUGCGAAUGCUACCUGUAGUAAACGGGAAUGUGAGGUUGACUACUAAAGAAUACGACUUGCUGGGGUACAGGAUACCAAAAGACGUCAUGAUAGUACUCUGCCACCAGUACAUGGCAAACAUGAAGGAGCACUACCCAAGACCAGACGAGUUCAUUCCAGAGAGAUGGCUGACUGACAAGGAGGACCCUCUUUACUAUGGCAACACGCAUCCCUUCGUCAACAUCCCGUUUGGCUACGGUGUGAGGAUGUGCAUAGGUCGCCGCAUCGCAGAACUAGAAAUGCAAACGUUUGUUUCUAAAGUAGUGGAAAACUUUGACAUUGGCUGGACGGGCGGGCCCAUCAACAUCACGGCCAAUGCUCUCAACUAUAUUACAGGACCUUUCCAUUUUGUAUUUAAAGACUUGUAGACAAAUUAAAUGAGAUUUUUGCAAAAAA
This is a messenger RNA of Leguminivora glycinivorella, 1672 nucleotides long. Its product is annotated as cytochrome P450 CYP12A2-like. The transcript has 10 exons. Gene Ontology annotation, molecular function: monooxygenase activity; oxidoreductase activity, acting on paired donors, with incorporation or reduction of molecular oxygen; iron ion binding. The record is from RefSeq and is a predicted model, not a curated record. Lineage: Eukaryota; Metazoa; Arthropoda; Insecta; Lepidoptera; Tortricidae. Bases 112 to 1644 code for a protein of 510 amino acids.